This is a messenger RNA of Temnothorax curvispinosus, 1119 nucleotides long. RefSeq names its product eukaryotic translation initiation factor 6 (gene eIF6). Gene Ontology annotation, molecular function: ribosomal large subunit binding. Bases 174 to 917 code for a protein of 247 amino acids. Gene Ontology annotation, biological process: ribosomal subunit export from nucleus; maturation of 5.8S rRNA; maturation of LSU-rRNA. The record is from RefSeq and is a predicted model, not a curated record. The transcript has 6 exons. Gene Ontology annotation, cellular component: preribosome, large subunit precursor; cytosol; nucleolus. Lineage: Eukaryota; Metazoa; Arthropoda; Insecta; Hymenoptera; Formicidae.
AGCGUGUCCGUCAGCCCGUGGCGCUCGUGCCACUCGUGCGUGCCCGCGAAUAAAUUUUUGAGGUUAACGUUCGGUGGUUCGCGCACGAGCGAGCUCGCACGAACACCGAGAGCGUUCGCACGAUACUUCGACCCAAGCACGCCGAUGUAAAAGCUCGCAACGAUCUCACAGUCAUGGCAGUACGCGUACAAUUCGAGAACAACAACGAGAUCGGCGUCUUCUCCAAGUUGACGAACUCCUACUGUUUGGUCGCGAUCGGCGGCUCCGAAAACUUUUACAGUGUAUUUGAGGCGGAAUUAGCCGAGACAAUCCCAGUUAUUCAUGUAUCAGUAGCAGGAUGUCGCAUCAUAGGUCGAUUGUGCGUUGCGAACAAGAAUGGAUUGUUAGUACCAAAUACGACAACAGAUACAGAAUUGCAACACAUUCGAAAUUCCUUACCAGAUAAUGUGAAAGUGCAGAGAGUGGAGGAAAGGCUCUCUGCUCUCGGCAAUGUAAUAGCAUGUAAUGAUUACGUCGCUGUAGUUCAUCCAGAUCUGGAUAAGGAAACUGAAGAAAUUUUAGCUGAUACUCUGAAUGUGGAAGUAUUUAGACAAACCAUCGCAAGUAAUGUUCUCGUCGGUUCAUAUUCCAUUUUAUCUAAUCAAGGAGGUUUGGUGCAUCCAAACAUGCCUAUUCAGGAGCAAGACGAGUUGUCCUCUCUUCUGCAAGUGCCACUUGCGACUGGAACGGUGAAUAGAGGCAGUAAUGUGAUUGCUGCCGGUAUGGUUGUAAAUGACUGGGCUGCUUUUUGCGGCAUGGACACAACCUCGACAGAAAUCGCACGUAUCGAGAGCGUUUUCAAGCUUAACGAAGCCAAUCCAACUUCUAUUACAUCGAGUAUGCGCGCACCUUUUAUAGAAAGUAUGUCGGACUUAUAAAACAGGACUUCUUCAAAAUAUCGGAGAAAAAGUAUGUUGGACUAUACAUUACAUAUAUGUACAUAAAACUCGAUAUUUAUGGCUUUAUAUAUCAGCACAAAAUUAUUCUUUCGUCAACAUAUCUACGACAACUCUUCUUCGUGAUUCCAACAUAAGAUAAUGUGUGUGCUAAGAUACUCUAUAUUAAAAUUUGUACGAAAUA